Molecule: messenger RNA, 1020 nt
Organism: Ostrea edulis (European flat oyster)
Lineage: Eukaryota; Metazoa; Mollusca; Bivalvia; Ostreida; Ostreidae
Product: merozoite surface protein 2-like
Exons: 3
Coding region: 1-1020 (339 amino acids)
Source: RefSeq, a predicted model, not a curated record
AUGAGAACAGAACCAACCCGGGGCAACCGCAAGUCUUACACUGCAGCAACAACACAGGGCAACCGCAAGUCUUACACUGCAGCAACAACACAAAGCAACAACAAGUCUUACACGGCAGCAACAACAAGUCUUACACGGCAGCAACAACACAAAGCAACAAUAAGUCUUACACAGCAGCAACAACACAAAGCAACAACAAUUCUUACACGGCAGCAACAACACAGGGCAAGACCAAGUCUUACACUGCAGCAGCAACACAGGGCAACAACAACACAAAGCAACAACAAGCCUUACACGGCAGCAACAACACAAAGCAACAACAAGUCUUACACGGCAGCAACAACACAAAGCAACAACAGGUCUUACACGGCAGCAACAACACAAAGCAAGAACAAGUCUUACACGGCAGCAACAACACAAAACAACAACAAGUCUUACACGGCAGCAACAACACAGGGCAAGACCAAGUCUUACACUGCAGCAGCAACACAGGGCAACAACAACACAAAGCAACAACAAGUCUUACACGGCAGCAACAACACAAUGCAACAACAAGUCUUACACUGCAGCAGCAACACAGGACAACAAGUCUUACACUGCAGCAGCAACACAGGGCAACAACAAGUCUUACACUGCAGCAGCAACACAGGGCAACAGCUAGUCUUACACGGCAGCAACAACACAAGGCAACAGCAGUCUUACAUGGCAGCAACAACACAAGGCAACAGCAAAUCUUACGCUGCAGCAACAACACAGGGCAACAACAAGUCUUACACUGCAGCAACAACACAGGACAACAACAAGUAUUACACUGCAGCAACAGCAAGUCUUACACUGCAGCAACAACACAGGGCAACAGCAAGUCAUAGACUGCAGCAACAACACAAGGCAACAGCAAGUCUUACAUUGCAGCAACAACACACUUACACUGCAGCAUUUACAAAAUAUGAAAUUCGUUCUGCCCGUUUCUGCUUCAGCUGUAAUGGACAUGAUUUUGAGAUCGUUAUUGAUAAACAUUGA